CAUUUUUUCACAGGAGAAAAUGUGAAAGGGUGCAUGGGACACCUGGGUGCACAUAUAAUAUGCUCUAACAUAAGAGUAUAAGACGAGAUUUAAUCUUAAACCUUGGUUAUCCUCCCCUAAAACAUUACUCCCAAAUAUGAUGAUAUCCACUUAAAGAAUGCAUGAUGUAUCUCAACUUCUCAACCUAUAAACAAUUUGUACAACAUAUAUCCAAGGUUUCCAAAAAUACUGCAUAGUACCCUUAUACCUUAGUGAUAACAAAAUGUUAAAUUUUUGGUAUUCCGACGCACUGGUGGAAUACUCCGACGUCAAUGAUUUGGCUAAGACCUCAACAAGGCACUUUUUGUGGCACUAUCUUAUCCUAUGAUUCUUCAUAUUCUCGAAACUAGAAACUAAAAUUGGAAAUGAUAAACAUAAAAGUACUCGGUAAUAAAAUAAGUAGAGAAAGGAGGGAGUACAACGUAUAUUGACAACUUGGGUGACUUUCAAUAACCAAACGGAAUUGAGUCCUUCUGCAGUAAAGUCUACAUUGAAGGUUCUUGGAACUUUGGGCACCAAAUCGCUCGAUAGAUGAGGUAAAGGUGGAUUCCAUUCCUUUUUCUUCUAACUAUAUAAAGAUCAGAGCACUACUAGGAAUUCAGAUUCAUAAGCUGGUCGCAGAAUGGAAGAAGAUACUGAUGAUAUUGCUGAUAUGUUCUACAAACUGCAGGAGGAAGACAGGAAGUGUAAGAAACAACUCAAGGAGAGAUCCGUUCUCAAUGAUGUUAGAUUUCGUUUUCAACCCAUACAUCGUCAGAUUUAUCACUCAAACCCUGAAGUUGAUGUGCAAGCAGCAUCUGACCGGCAGCUUCCAAGGGAGGAAAUCCUGCCGUCAUUUUCAAGGGCAUAUAUAACAUCCUCAGCUAAGGAAGACAAAAAUAACGAUGCUUCAACAGUCAAAUUUGAAGGGAUGAAUAUAAGGCCUAAUUUAUUCCCAACACUGCAAAAGAUUUGGUCGAAGCAUGGGAACAUUGUAGAAAAUAGCUUGAUAUCUAAUGGUGACAACAUAGCAAGGUUACUUGAGUCUCUAGCAAGUAGCAACUAUGAUACUCAUCCUUGAGGAAAACUCACCCCAAUCAUUGAGUGAUUUCCAUGCUGAUUAUCUGAAGUCCGCAUUGUCUGACCUAAAAUGCGUGCGUUUUCAAGUAGAGUGGUUAGUCCCUUGUGUUGAGAAGGCUUUAGAACUACACAAAACUAAUGCAACAAUGAAGGAACAAAGAUCAAACCUGCUGAAUAAAAUAGCCAAACUAGAUGAAGAGUUGACUAAGUUGUCUAGUAUGGAUUUUCACCUACCUUUCUGAAGAGGUCUGGAGGAUUGACGUGAACUCAGUUUGAGUUGGCUGUUGGUUCCAGUAUUUAACUUUUUACUUUUUUUUUUUUUUUUUAUAACAACUUUUAUGUAAGAAAAAAGGUGGAAAGUAAUGACAUACUCCUUAUUUUGCCAAUUACUUGGAUAAAACCAAUGUUGAUUCAAAUCAAAGUUCUUUAUUUUGAAUAUAGUUU
This is a messenger RNA of Spinacia oleracea (spinach), 1542 nucleotides long. RefSeq lists its product as uncharacterized. Lineage: Eukaryota; Viridiplantae; Streptophyta; Magnoliopsida; Caryophyllales; Amaranthaceae. The transcript is spliced from 4 exons. The record is from RefSeq and is a predicted model, not a curated record. Bases 662 to 1099 code for a protein of 145 amino acids.